AUGGUGGACUCACCAAGCCAGCCUUCGACUGCCCUCAGGAGCCCAAAAUCCCUGACUGACUUCCUUGCUCCCCCAAUCUCGGUGACACCAAGCGGGUCUAUUUUGUCAGAGGAUCGUGUCAUCGUGCUCAAGCUGACGGAAGAUCUUGUUCGGCUACUUCAAUGGUACUACGAUCAGAAACGGGACGAUGAUAAUCCAUUUCGUGUGGAAGCUACCUUCUUCCCGUGGCUCCAUCAUCUUUACCUGGCUCAUCAGCGCCAGUUUUUCGCAAGCGACUCCAAUUGUCGAGUGUUACCGCCACUUACAUGCAACCUCAUCACCGUUGAAUGCUCCGUGAAUCCUGACCUUCAAGGGACUUGGAGACUCAUUAACUCUGUUCCUAUUGAAGAUCUAUUGACAGCCCCACCACAAUCAAGUUUGACUCAGGUUCUGAACCGCAACUUCGGCAGUCAACUCUCGCUUAUGGCCCAAGCACUGCUGCUAUUGUUGUACGGGCUGGAUAUAAGCUACUUGCAUCGGUGUGCUCAAUUUGCGAAGCCUCUUUGUUGUGGUACGAUUUUCAUUUGUGUAUUAAAUCUGUCGAGUUGGUUGGCUGUCCCCAAAUUCUUACGAGAGUCUUUAGUAGACUCUAAAUGGUCACAGACUGGCCUUUUAACUAAGUCGCCACCUAAUCCAGCACGUCCGCAUCGAUUCUGUCCACUCCUAGCUUAUGAGCAAGCGCUUUUAUUUGCAGUCCAUGGUACCGUUCGUUUAUUUGACCACUUAGUUGUUGGUACUGCCGAAGAAUUUAACACCAUCUGCAAGCUGAACUUCAAAUUGAUCAUUGAAUGUCAUGAUCUGGUGACAAAGCCCCCGCUGUACGAGACUCUCUUGAUGGUGGCUCAUGAUUGGCAUCGACAAAUGCGGAAUACCCACUAUUACUUGGAAUUUCCCCUGGGAAGUUAUUCCUAUGCACAAGCACCAUCCUUCGUUAACGCCAUACGGAUCAUGCACGAAUUAUUACAUAGUGGUGCCCCCAUUUAUCUUUUUUCAUUUGAUGGUUUCACAGGUGUGCUGCUUUUCAUGGUAGCAAUGGCGAAAGUAAUGUGGAGGACGCUGAUUGAAAAUGCGAUUACUGAACUUGUGACUCGUCGACGUGUUCGUCUUUACUUAUUCAAGACUGAUUAUGCAUUUUUGAAAGGCAUUGAGAAAUACUUGGAUCAAAUUUCGAAGAGUAAACUGUUUACGCUCAAGGAACGUCUACCAGAUAUUUCACGAAACUUUGAAGUAGCGCCGUCAACUUUACCACGGGAGCUUCCCCAAGUUCAAACCAUGAAUCAUCCAGUACGGGAAAGAGGACUUGCUAAAGGAGUGCAAUCUGCACAGCCUCCAACUCCAUCACAAACUUCUUUGGCUAAGCCUUCCGAAGCUUUUUCAAUGACAACUCCUAACGACUGGUUUCAAGCAGGAGCUGACAUCAAUUUCCCCGCUACGAUAUUAGAUAAUGAACUAUACCUUGGUUCAUGGCUCCAUGCGUCGUCGUAUACUGUCGUUGGAGCACUCAAUAUUGAACGUAUCAUAUCCUUGGGCGAUUGUCCUCGCUGGUGCCUGUCAUCGAUCGACUCUGGCCAGUAUACUGAGCUAUGGCGUUAUGAGGAUAUCAGGAUAUUGGAAGUUGAUUGCACCAGAUUACCGAAUUCGCCACCUCUGGUUAAAUCGGUGAUCUUCCUUUACAACUUCAAUGAUGAUGGACGCGACCUGCUUCUACCAUUCUUGUUCCGGUGUCCCAGCGCCGUUAAAGCCAAACUAGGCCUUGAUAAAGGUGGAUUUGGCUCGGAAGUACGUCCUCGUCCGCGACCGUGUCCCCGCACUUUGGUACACUGUCGGAUUGGAGUUCUGCGUCUGGCACUGUUGGUGAUAGCCCUGCUCAUGGUGAAGUUCAACUUGCUGUUGGCAGUGGCGUAUCUUUAUGUGAGAGUGCAGAGAUUCAAUAUUAUCAUUCAGCCCAAUCUUAAGUUGAUGUACUCUUUAUGGCUUUGGGACAAACAUCUCCAUGGCGGGGUUUUGGCCUGGGAAGCUUUGGCUGACCUGUCCUGGGAUAAUACUGGUCUCCUUGUUGACACGGUGUCCGACGUGCUGGCUCCUGUCAGGGUGUUAUUGACCAUUGACCUUACCCAGAAUGUUGCUCAAGAAGCAAUUGAUCAAAACUGCAAUUUCAUCAUGGCCUACCACCCUUUCAUCUUCAAGGGCUUGAAACUGAUUACCCAAAAUGACCCGCAGCAACGCAGUUUACUCAAGCUCAUUAGCCAUAACAUUGCCGUGUAUUGCCCACACACCGCUGUGGACUCCCAGGUGGGUGGAGUGAAUGACUUUCUUGUCGAAACCCUUGGGGGUGAGAUCAAGCUGAGACGGCCUAUUGAAGCUUCGUCAGCUACCGAAGCCACCGCCGAUUGCGGCAUGGGUCGCAUCGUUGAGUUCGCUAAGCCUCUCAAGCUUGGCGACAUCAUCAAUAAUGUGAAGAAGGGUCUCAAGCUUGAUCACGUUCAGGUUGGGUUUGCUCGCAAUCAAGAUCAGUAUCAAGAAAUCUCCUCCGUGGCUUUAUGCGCUGGCUCUGGAGGGAGUGUGCUUAGUAAAGUCAAAGCGGAUUUAUACUACACCGGCGAAUUGAGUCAUCAUGAAGCCUUGUAUCUUACCGAAAACGGAUCGGCGGUUCUUGUCUGCAACCAUAGCAACACCGAAAGAGCUUUCCUUGCUGAAUUCAAGAAGCAAUUGGAAAAAGAGCUUGGUAAAGAAGCCGAAAUUAUCGUGUCACAAACCGACCGUGAUCCUUUGAGAACGUUUUAG
This is a messenger RNA of Diutina rugosa, 2823 nucleotides long. RefSeq lists its product as uncharacterized. The transcript has 2 exons. Bases 1 to 2823 code for a protein of 940 amino acids. The record is from RefSeq and is a predicted model, not a curated record. Gene Ontology annotation, molecular function: protein tyrosine/serine/threonine phosphatase activity. Gene Ontology annotation, cellular component: cytoplasm; mitochondrion. NCBI's taxonomy places the organism in Eukaryota, Fungi, Ascomycota, Pichiomycetes, Serinales, Debaryomycetaceae. Gene Ontology annotation, biological process: protein dephosphorylation.